AUGAGUAACCGAAAGAACACAGCGGCCAGUUUAUUACUGAGACAAUACCGGGAGCUUACAGACCCGAAAAAGGCGAUUCCGUCAUUCCACAUCGAGUUGGACGAUGAUUCUAACAUUUUUCUGUGGAACAUCGGUGUAAUGGUACUGAACGAGGACUCUAUGUAUCACGGGGGAUAUUUUAAAGCGCAGAUGCGAUUUCCAGAAGAUUUCCCGUUUUCUCCGCCGACUUUCCGUUUCACGCCGGCGAUUUAUCAUCCAAAUGUGUACCGUGACGGACGACUUUGCAUCUCGAUAUUGCAUACAAGCGGGGAUCCGACGUCUGACGAGCCCGACUCGGAGACAUGGUCACCGGUGCAGACUGUUGAGAGCGUUUUGAUUUCGAUAGUCUCAUUGCUGGAAGACCCGAAUAUUUCGAGUCCUGCAAACGUGGACGCGGCUGUCGAUUACCGAAAAAACCCGGAACAGUACAAGCAGCGCGUCAAGUUGGAAGUGGAACGGUCUAAGCAGGACAUCCCCGAGGGGUUCGUGAUGCCCACGUCACAAACCGCAUACGUGUCGCAACGACACGCAGAACCAGAAGAGUCACGCGAUCUCGGAGACAAUUUCUGGUAUGACAGUGAUAUCGAUGAGGACGACGAGGACGACGCGGGCAACAUCUACAGUUACGAAGACGAGGACGACGAUCAGGACAUCCAGUUCGAGGACGACGAGAACGACAUAGACGAGGAUGAUGAUGUAAGCGUGGAUAACGAUAGCGUCAUGGAUCGGAAACAACCAUGCAAGGCCGAAGACGAAAGUGACGACCUAGAGGAAGACGUCAAACUUGGGAAUAAGUGA
Molecule: messenger RNA, 837 nt
Organism: Lachancea mirantina
Lineage: Eukaryota; Fungi; Ascomycota; Saccharomycetes; Saccharomycetales; Saccharomycetaceae
Source: the annotation of a GenBank genome assembly